AUGAAGCUUAUUAAGUCUAUACCGGACCCCGUGCGACGCACGCUGGUUAAAACCAGUAGUGCCAUCUGCAAGCCGAUAGAGGCCAGGCUCGAGAGUUCGGGAAGAUGGGAGAAUGCUCAAAAGUUCCGCAAACUACAGCAUCAACUUAUUGGGCUUACCGAAGAUCAGUGGCAAUAUAUUUCCGAAUACUUCAGGUGUGAAGAGGUUGUACAUCUGGUAACACAGGCGCACGAGAGAGUGCUAAAUGCUUAUAACGAAAGGAGGCGUCAGUCCCCAGACGGCCUUGCUGAGAUGGACCGUUACAAAAAACAACGGGGGGAUUUGGAGCGGAGUCUUCGAAAAUACAGAGACAACAUCCGAGCCGCUGAAGGAGUGAUGAAUCUCUUAAAGAGAAAAAUGGGACACACACCACUAUACCGCGCUAUGACAUCUCGUCAACGCGAUCUAGACGGGCACCUCAGGGACUGGCUUCAGGGUCGAUGUGCUGCCAACGGGGGAUGUUGUGCUCGGUCAUGUGGCUGCUCUGAGAAGCUACGAGGCACCACGAGUAGCCGAGGGCGUUUUGGUCAUUGUACGCCUUUAUGUGACUGCUGUGCGCGGUAUAAGGGUUACCGGCUUGAGGUCAAAGCUUACCGUUCCAUCUAUCCGGAUGGACUGGUGCCGAGGGAGGUGAAAAAGUACUUGCAUAUGAGACUUCAAUAUGAGGGGCAAUUCAAAUUGAAUCCGAAGGAGACAAAAGAUACGAAUAGUGCACUUCUUAUGGAUGCGUAUGUGUGGGGGCUGCAUCCUGGUAGGAAAGAGGGAAGCGAUGGCCAAGCUGACUAG
Messenger RNA from Aspergillus terreus NIH2624, 825 nucleotides. RefSeq lists its product as uncharacterized. The record is from RefSeq and is a predicted model, not a curated record. Lineage: Eukaryota; Fungi; Ascomycota; Eurotiomycetes; Eurotiales; Aspergillaceae. The transcript has a single exon. Bases 1 to 825 code for a protein of 274 amino acids.